AUGAGCAUCGACAUCGACAACUUCAUAGAUCGGCUUCUGUCUGUUGGGUUGAGUGGUGGUCUCUCGCUCACCAAAUGUGUUUCUGAACCAGAAAUUGUUUCCUUACUUGGUACUGCCCGCCAAAUUUUUCUCACUCAACCGCCACUUGUUGAAAUCGAACCUCCUGUCAAAGUUUGUGGGGAUCUUCACGGGCAGUACGCUGAUUUACUUCGCUUAUAUAAUCGAUGCGGCUUUCCACCUGAUUCUAAUUAUAUUUUCUUAGGUGACUACGUUGACAGAGGCAAGCAAAGCAUUGAAACUAUUUGCUUGCAAUUCUGUUAUAAAAUAAAAUAUCCUGAAAAUUUUUUCCUGCUUCGGGGAAAUCACGAAUGUGCCGCGAUUAAUCGCGUUUAUGGAUUUUACGAUGAAUGCAAUCGACGUUACAGCAUACGCUUGUGGCAAAUGUUCCAAGACGUAUUCAAUUGUCUUCCAUUCUGUGGUUUAAUAGCUGGCAAAAUAUUUUGUAUGCAUGGUGGAUUAUCACCAAAAUUGGCAUCUUGGGAACAGAUUCUACGCAUUGAAAGACCUAUUGACCCUCCAAACCCAUCAGUUCAAAUUGAUUUACUCUGGGCUGAUCCAGAUAAAUGGGCGCGGGGUUGGCAACAAAAUACACGUGGCGUAUCGUUUGUAUUCGGAGCUGACAUCGUAAAUACAUUCUGUCAACAAAUGGAUAUCGAUCUUGUGGCCAGACAUGAUAUUGAGAUGGCAGUUUUCAGGGCACAUCAGGUUGUCCAAGAUGGUUAUGAAUUUUUUGCGAAUCGAAAACUCGUGACCAUCUUUUCGGCACCUCAUUAUUGCGGUGAAUUCGAUAAUGCCGCUGCGAUUAUGACCGUAGAUGAUCAAUUGCUCUGUUCAUUUGAUGUACUACGUUCAACCAAUAAUCCUAUUCGCGUAUCGCAGUCAUAG
This is a messenger RNA of Thelazia callipaeda (thelaziosis nematode), 945 nucleotides long. NCBI's taxonomy places the organism in Eukaryota, Metazoa, Nematoda, Chromadorea, Rhabditida, Thelaziidae. The record is from the annotation of a GenBank genome assembly.